Camellia sinensis is the source of this 1437-nucleotide messenger RNA. Lineage: Eukaryota; Viridiplantae; Streptophyta; Magnoliopsida; Ericales; Theaceae. The record is from RefSeq and is a predicted model, not a curated record.
AUGGCAGAAAGUGCAAUGAACUUUUUGCUCAAAAAGCUUUCAAGCUUGGUUGAAGAAGAGUUGAAAUCAUUGGGUGCAGUUCAGGCAAAAAUUGUGUUCAUCAAAGACGAGGUUCGGAGCAUGAGUGCUUUCUUGAGAGUAACUGAUGCAAUUGAAGACACUGAUCCAGAGCUCCAAACUUGUGUUCACCAAGUCAGAGACCUCACUUAUCACACCGACAACAUUUUCGAUCGAUUCACCAUUCGUUUCGCUUCUCAUCAUCAUCGCCAUGGAUUCUUCUAUGAAUCUGUGUACAAAAUUUAUUAUCAAAUUAAGAGCUUCAAAGUUCGUCGUCAAAUUGUUUUUGAGAUAAAAGACAUCAAAACUAGAGUCAUUGAUAUUGCACAGAGGCGUCAGAGGUACAAUUACAAAUUUAAGCAAGGCUCGAGCUCCAAUGUGGCAAACAAUGGAGGAUGUAAUGAUCGAAGAGGUGAUGCACUCUUACUAGAAGAAUCUGAGCUUGUUGGCUUCCAAAAACCCAAAAACCAACUCAUUGAUUGGGUCCUUGAUGGUGAUUCUCCACUCAAAAUUGAAGAGCUUCUAAAAGAUUUGAUUCAACAACUGUUUGAUGAAGUCAGACAACCUCUCCCUCAAAGGUUGGAAACCAUGGACAACAAUAAGCUAAAAGCAGUGCUCAAAGAGUUUCUUCAAGAAAGAAGUAUUUUAAGAAGAUGUGAGGGCUUGCCAUUGGCAAUUGUGGCUAUUGCUGGUGUGUUGGCAUCAAAGGACCAAGGAAGGGUACAUGAGUGGGAACUGGUGAAUUGCAACCUCGGUGCUGAAGUUGAAGAUGAACCCAUGUCUGAGUCCUCCAUACUUUUGUUGUUCAAUGAUGGGUUAAGUUUGUUAAAAGUUCUAGACUUGAGAAAUAUUUGUUUGGAGAGAUUUCCAGGUGAUGUGGUCAAAUUGUUCCAUCUAAGGUAUCUAAGCUUGAGAGGAACAAAAGUGAAAGCGCUUCCAAACUCGAUUGGAUUGCUUUGGAACCCAGAGACAUUAGAUCUUAAAAACGCGUAUGUAAAGGAAUUACCCGUUGAAAUUCUAAGGCUCCAAAAAUUGCACCAUCUUUUGCUAUAUUGUAAUGAAAUUAGGCAUAUUUAUUUUCCAUUUCACCAGAAACAUGGCUUUGAGGCACCAUCUAAGAUAGGAGACCUACAAUCCCUACAAAAGUUAUGCUUCAUAGAGGUAAACCAUGUCAACUGUAACGUGAUAGUGAAAGAGAUAGGAAGGCUCACCAAAUUAAGGAGGUUGGGAAUUUCGAAGUUGAUGAUAGAAGAUGAAGUGGGUUUGUGCUCAUCCAUUGAGAAGAUAAGAAACCUUCUCUCAUUAGAUGUAAGUUCAAUAGAAGAUGAUGAGAUCCUUGAUCUACAAUUCCUGUCUCCAACGCCUCAAUUUCUUCAAUGA